Lichtheimia ornata is the source of this 693-nucleotide messenger RNA. RefSeq lists its product as uncharacterized. NCBI's taxonomy places the organism in Eukaryota, Fungi, Mucoromycota, Mucoromycetes, Mucorales, Lichtheimiaceae. Gene Ontology annotation, biological process: mRNA processing. The transcript is spliced from 5 exons. The coding region runs from base 1 to 693 and encodes 230 amino acids. Gene Ontology annotation, cellular component: catalytic step 2 spliceosome; Prp19 complex; precatalytic spliceosome. The record is from RefSeq and is a predicted model, not a curated record.
AUGACCGAUAACGCACUCGUCGCCGUAUCCUCUUCUACAUCUGCUCUUCGAUCCGAUUCCGAUGUCGAUGCCUUGCCUUACGUCGAUCGCGAAGUUGAUGAUCCAGAAUUGAAAGCAGCCGUUGAUCGACUUCUUGAUCAAGAAAUGCGACGUAUGCGACGGAGAGACGAUCGGUGUCCAUUGCCAACGCAAGUCGAGUUGUUCCAAGAUAACGCCACACUCAAAGAAGAAUGGGAUCGAGCCAAACAAAAGCAACCGUUGAACGUCCUGGAUACCGAGCGUUAUGAGCUUAAGGGCCCUGCCAACGAUGAUGACAUUGAAGGCUGGCAAAAGGCUGUCGAUAACACAAAAUCUCAAUUGGAAUCACAGGCUGGCAGUAUGUUCAAUCUGGAGCUGUUGCAAAAAUAUGGUGCCAAUGCAUGGCGUGUCCACAACUAUCAACUUGAAUCACAACUCAAAAUGCUGCAAAAGGAAACUGAGGAGUAUCGUGAAAAGAUUCGGGAGAUCAGUCGCGAACGUAAAAAUGAGCAGACACAAGCAGGUGGAUCACUUCGCUCUUUGGAAAACAAGUGGUCGGAUCUUAUUACACAAAACUUACAGGUGGAGAUUGCGUGUGCGUCAUUGGAACAAGAGGUGGAGGAACUUCAACGAUACAAGGAAAUGCUCGAGGCAAAAAAGAAACGUGCGGAAUAA